Phytophthora infestans T30-4 is the source of this 1812-nucleotide messenger RNA. RefSeq names its product RXLR effector family protein, putative. The transcript has a single exon. Bases 1 to 1812 code for a protein of 603 amino acids. The record is from RefSeq and is a predicted model, not a curated record. Lineage: Eukaryota; Oomycota; Peronosporomycetes; Peronosporales; Peronosporaceae.
AUGACCGUCAAAGUAUUCCACCUCACUAUGCGUGUGUGCUACUUUCUACUAUCCGCAUUCGCUGCUUACGACGAGGUGGCUCUAACCACUGUGGCAAACUCCAAGAACGAAGGUUUGGGCCACGCUAUCCAUACUCGAGGCCAUGGAUCCUUAAGGGUCCAUGCAGAAUCAAUGCUGGGUGAAGACAGUGGUAACGACGAUGAUAGGAUGAUCGACAUUAAGUCAGCUGCGGUUUCGACAUUUCAAAAUCUGGCCAAGUCAGGAACGCAGGCCGUGAACAAGGCAACAACAAGUGUUCAGCUGAAAUUAUCUUCGAAAAGCCAAAAAACAACAGACAAUCGUUUCGUUAGUCUCGAUGUUGGCGCGGUGAAGUCGAAGCUUUUUGAGAGUUUAAAGUAUCAGAAGUGGGCUGAAUCUGUGACCAACGCCUACAAAAAGAACGUUGAAGCAGGUAAAUUGGCGAUGUUCUCGACGUUGAGCGCUCACUAUGGGGAUGUCGCCCUUGCCAAGCUUCUGGCUGAAGCACAGCACGUGCCAAAGACCAGGAGUGUUGCCAACCUGUUUGAAGCCAUCCAGCUCGAAAAAUGGCUCACUGAAAAGAAAUCGACGAGUCAAGUGUUUAAGCUUCUACACCUGGACGUGGAUAAAGGCAAUUUGCUGAAGAAUCCGUUGGUAAACACCUGGGUAUCAUACGUGGAUAAAAUUGGGAAGGAAGACCCCUACCAGAUAUUGGUGCGAGAGCUGACCAAACGCUACGGAGACGAUGGAUUAGCGAAUGUGCUUGUUGCAGCAAAGGCAGAUGACACUGCCCAAGUCAUCGCUUCGAAGGUAGUGAACGCGCAGCUCAAGAGCUGGUUAAGUAGUGGGGUAACUAUAGAUGACGCUUUCAAGCUUCUACAACUAAACACUGUCAAGAAAGACGACAUUCUUAAGAGCCCAAUGCUAAGCGCGUGGAUGGCGUACGCCAGAAUGAACAAGCAAGAUCCAAACGAGUUGCUGUUCUCGACACUCAAAAGCCGAUUCAGCGAUGAGGAGAUAAUCAAGAUGAUCGUUGCUGCAAGGGGCGACCCCAAGCUGUGGCCUUCUUUAGGAGGUUUGGCAAGAAUGCAGCUAACAAGCUGGCAGCGAGCGGACAAAAGUGCAGACGACAUGUUUCAGCUUCUUAAACUGAGGGAUGGUGACGAAAAACCCUUCGACAACCCCGUUUUUAAUACUUGGGUCUCGUAUGUCACGAAUCUACACCAGGAACGCACAGAUGAAGUGAUAUUCUCAGUGAUGAAGAAGCACUACGGUGAAGAACGCCUGGAGAAGAUACUCGGACAAGCAACGCAAAGUGCGAAUACGAAUAGCAUUGCCUUGAACCUAGAAAAAGAGCUGUGGAAGUCUCAAGGGAAAACAGCCGAUGACGUGUUUAAGGCGUUGAAGCUGGACAAAAAAGGUGACAAUCUUUUCGAGGAUCCAGCAAUACGCACAUGGGUAUACUUUGUGAACAAGCUGAACGGCGACAAGAAAACGCCAGACGAGUUUGCAGCCAUAUCUGCGUUAGAGAAGCACUUUGACUACGUAAAUCUCGCUCUGCUGCUUGGUACUGCGGAGCUCCAAGCCAAGGUGAAAGGGGAGACGGUGGAGUUUGUGAAGACACUUACCAGCUUGCGAAACAUGCAGUUUAAGCAGUGGAUGGUGCGCAAGGGUUUUGAUCCCCAACGUCUUCAGAUGGCGCUGGCCAAUCGUCCGUUCGAUAAAUGGAACGCUCGUAUCUCUCUCGAUUUCAGCGACUUCUAUAAAGCUAAUGGUGGGCUGCUAAUAGGUUAG